AUAAACAUGCAGCGUGGAUAUUUCGAAAAAAGAUGUAGCAUGCUGUUUACUUUUAGUUUGCUAAACUGUGCGAGAAUUCUUCCUUACUAUAUUUGUUUGCAUCAACAACUUGUAUUUCGUAUUUAAAAUAACCUUGCAUAUUAUAUAAGGUAUUAGAAGAAACGUGUAGUUUAAAUAGUAUGUAUUUUAAACGAGGCUUGGAAGAAACGUGUAGCUCGAAUAUUAUGCAUUUUUAAACGAGGCUUGGAAUAAAGGUGUUUUCUAAAUAGUCAGGGAAAAUACUUUGUUAUUUUUGAAAUCUAUUUACUUCUGUAUUUAAUACAACUUUUAUUAUCAGGUGUUGUUUGAAGAUGAGGAAAUGCCGAUGUAUGUAUUCCAUUUUUGUAAACUUUUAAUAUAACACUGUGUUACAAAUCUCGUAAUUUCUUUCUGAUAUUUUUUUGUUUAGUGCUUGAGUGAAACUUCUCAGAUAUUUAUUGAUAAUGAUAUAGAGGCUAUGGAAUUCUUCAAAGACUUUGGUGAUCUUCCUCAGAGUGAGACAUCGCAAAUGUUUUACGAUAAUUCCAUGCCUCUUCCUCUCUACUAUCAAGUAGGAUCUGGAUAUGAGAACCAGCCUGGACCUUCGACACGUGGUCCUGCCUUCCUGGAAAAUGUUUCGUCCCAGAACCUGGAUAAUGCGGUAAUCGUUGACGAAACAAAUAGGAGGGUCAAUCAGCGAUACAACGCAGAAGAGGUGACAUUUAGGGCUAGGAUAGAGGAAGAGAAAAUACCACCUAGGCUUCAACGCACUCCCUUGGUUGCAGCAGUUGAAACAGUGAGGGCUCUUUUUAGCCUACUCAUUCUGCGUUGUACGCAAAAUCUAAGGCCUUCUGAUCUUAUUCGCUUUUGCUUCAUGGCAAUAGGAUUAGAGAGGCCUGUGUCAACGGUUCUAAUGCCGGUAUCCGAUGUGAAAGUGGAAAGAAUUGUUGCACCCAUAAUGCGGGUGCUUCAAUCCUACAAGAAACUAAAACUGAAAGAUGGCGUCAAUGUUGACAUCAUCAUCAUUCACAGGGACAUAAGUGCAGGUGGCAACCGCCGAGUCAUCAAUAUCGAAACUGAUCGUCUUAAAAAAACGAUCAGUUCUAUCGAUACCGACUGACAAGGAGGGGUUAUGUUGUGCUAAGGCCAUUUUAUAUGCUUUAGCUCACUUGGAAAAUGACCGGGCUGCAAUAUCCUCCAUGAAGGAUAGAAGGCCGGCUCUUCUUAACAGAGCCAGAAUUCAAGGAUGCAGGAGUUCCUUUGAGACCUAGUUCUUAUUCAGAAAUCAGGACGUUUGAAGACUUCUUCGACAUCCAAAUUAUUGUUAUUUCUUCUGAAAGUUUG
This is a messenger RNA of Argiope bruennichi, 1362 nucleotides long. RefSeq lists its product as uncharacterized. The transcript is spliced from 4 exons. Lineage: Eukaryota; Metazoa; Arthropoda; Arachnida; Araneae; Araneidae. Bases 497 to 1138 code for a protein of 213 amino acids. The record is from RefSeq and is a predicted model, not a curated record.